AUGCAAGCCCUUCGCCAUGGCUUAGAAGCUUUGCUGCCUGGCUACUGCGGCUGCCUUGCGCAGCGUAGCAGGAGCCCGGACGUCCUCCUCGCGGAGGACUGCGCGCCAAAGCCGAAGGCGAAGGCAGCGCAGCAGUGGCUGGGCACCGGCGGGGGCGAGGCCGAGGAGGAGGAGGAGGCGCUCAUGGCGCAGCAGGCGUCGCAGGCGUCGCCCGCGCACCCGUGGCACGACCGCGGCGCGGCGCGCGGGUCGGCGUGCGAGCCGGCGGCGGCGCAGCCGGCGGCGCGGGCGCGGUGGUCCGCGGACGCCUCGCGGCAGGCCACGGGGCGGGGAUGGGAAGGCCGCGAGGCGCGCUGCUCGUACGCCUCGGAAACCGAGCCCAGCUGGAGCGCGGCGGACGCCGCUGCUGGAGCGCCCCCCUGGAACGACUGGGACCGGCACAGGGCCAGCCAGUGGUGGGGCGCCGGGGGCGGCGGCGGCUGGAGCGGCGGCGGCUGGAGCGGCGGGGCCGCGGCGGCGGUUGGAGCGGCGGCGGAGGCUGGCUGGGGAGGCGGCUGGAGCGGCGGCGGCGGCUGGAGCGACGGGGCCUGGGCGGCGGAGGCGACUGCCAGCUCCAGCUCUUCCGUGCGGCCGGGCGGCGCCUCCAGGCAGGGCCGCGGAGGAGACCCCGCGGUGCCCCGCAGGUGGCCGAGCCGCUGCUGGGAGGGCGACAUCCCGCGCCUCGACCUGUGGGGCCUGCACCGGGGCCAGCUGCUGCAGGCCCUCUCCGUGUGCGGCGCCGUCUUCUUGCAGGUCGAGGGCACGAGCGCCGAGGGGCCCCAGCGUCGGCUCCCCCGGCCAGAGUUCGCCCGCUGGCAGGGGCUGCUGCAGGAGACCCGCGUCUCGCGCGACUUCUUCGAGUCCAGGCAGCCGGUGCAGCACCGGUUCCUGCGCUUGUCCCUGCGCGAGGACCUGCAGCGCACCUUGGAGGGGAGGGAAAAGGAGCACACGCCGGACACGCGCGUGAUGUUCGGGGUGGGCGGCCGUCGCCUUCCGCCGCCGAGAGUGUUGUUUCGGUGA
Molecule: messenger RNA, 1059 nt
Organism: Prorocentrum cordatum
Lineage: Eukaryota; Dinophyceae; Prorocentrales; Prorocentraceae
Source: the annotation of a GenBank genome assembly